AUCACUUAUACAUCUAUUGUGAAUAUUUAUGCCUGUCGAGUAUGCCGCCUCCCUAUACCCUGCUACAUGUACACGUACUUUGUACCAGUUCAAACACCUGUCACAAUCGAGUGAACAUAUUACAUAAAUUAUAAGUGUUGAUGUGGCAGUUUUGGCACUGUUCUCUGUUAGAAUGAGAGAAUCAGAACCAAGGAGAUAGAAAUAGAGAACCCAGCCGACGAGCAGAAUUGAACGGGUGUGCUUGACCGUUUCCACCUAUCAUCAACUCUGGAGUCCACCGUUGAGUUGGUAGUCAUAAUGGGGGUACUGCGUAUGGUAACGGUAGAACCAGUUAGGCUCUUAUUCACAAUGGCGCUUGCGAUGCACUCCUUAGCCAGCAGGGACCUAGUGCACCGGAAGGUAUGUCUUUCAAGGCUCAAUGAAACAAUGUGUGGUAAGGGUGAAGGCUCGCCGGACCUGGCUGGGAACACCUCUUACAGCCGAGCGAUUCAAGAAGAUGUUGCAUCUUUUUGUUUCUAUCUCGACAUCUGUGCAAACCUCCUCGGUAUCCUGGUCUCGAGUGUGUUCGGCUCAGCCAGUGAUAGAUUUGGUCGGCGAGGGCUCCUUCUUUUACCCUCACUAGGCCUGAUACUGGGAUCUGUUAGUUGUUUAAUGCAGUCCUACUUCCUACUUCUCCCACUGUACUAUAUGUUCUUCAGUUCGGCCCUGACGGGUCUGUUCGGUUUCUACCAGGCAUCUUACAUCGCCACCAUGAGCUGUAUAUGCGAUAUCACAGACCAUUCAGAUAGAAGUUUCCGGCUGGGGGUUAUGGAGUCUAUGGGGUUGAUAGGUGGGCCAAUCGGCAUGGUACUGGUCUCUCCCUUGCUCCACACCGACUACUACGCCGUAGUCUUUUUCAUCGUUAUUCUCAGCCAAGUGGCUGUUCUUGCCUACGUCCACUACUGGCUAGAGGAGACGGUCGAUGUUCGAGCGUUUCAGGACAACUCGAGGGACUCUGGUGGUGUGACCAGUGGUCAGUCGCCCCAAAGUAUUUGCUCUGUUGUUGGCUGGAGUUUGAGAAGGACUCUGAUGAUUUAUGUGAUAUGGAGGACAGAGAAUAGGAGGCAGUUGCUACUGAUCAACCAGACAGUCGGCGUAUUGUCCUCAGUCGGAUCCUCAGGGGAAAUUGACUUGACCCGCCUGUACACCAGCAAGCCGCCAUUGAGUUGGGCUCCCUUCACCCUCCUCGCGUACCUCUCCGUUAAGGAUGCCGUCAGGGGUAUGAUCCUGGCCGUGGGAAUGCCGCUGCUCUACGUGCACAUCAGCCAUUGGAGUAUCCGAUCGGACAUGAUCCUCGCCAUGAUCACGUUGUUGUCAUCGUCGGCUUCGCUUGUGCUGAGGGCCUUUGCCUCCAACACCCUCAUGAUGAUGCUAGUGCCUUUGGUUGGAUGUUUAAGUGGAUUUCCGAACACGCUCAUUUCAUCCAUCAAGUGCAAGCUAGUAGAUUCUAAUGAAUUCGGGGCUGUGUUUGCCUGUACGAUGCUUAUUCAAACAAUAUGCCAUCUCUCAGGAAGAGCCCUUUUCCAACUUCUAUACACCGCUACCUUGCCAAUCUGGCCACGCCUACCCUUUCUGGUCAUGGGCAUCCUUUUGGUCACAUUUUUAUCCAUAAUAACGUACAUGUGGUGUUUGAGUGGCCAUCUUGUUAAGAAAGAUAAAAUGGAUGCUCGGCAGCAGUUGAUCAACUCGUAUGGUGGCGGUGAAGAAGAAACGGAAUUGUCCUCCUCCCCCAAGACAACGAAAUGAGUUCUGAAAGCGUUUAGCUAGGUCAAGAAAACUGUUCUGUACAAAAAUGUAUCUUUGUUCACGAAGUAAUAACCAGGUACGCAUCAUGUCUUCGGUGAGGGACAAGAUGGUGACGGGGCCGAUGUGACAUACCCAGCAAUUCCUGUACAGGCCUAUUCAGUCUGCAUUUAGAAGAUUUGUAACGGGUUCCAUGUUUCUUCCCCCAAAACACCAACGUAUAUUCAUUAUACUGUGUACUCAGUGUUUGUUUGAAAGCUUGCGAAAAAAAAACCACAAACUUGAUUAUUACUCGGGCAGGACGUGAACUCACGACCUCCAGCCUACUAGUCCAGAAGUCUUAACCUCUCGACCACCGAGCUUGCUGAGAUUGGCUGGUCGGUCCAGCCGUCGGCUGUUAGGGCAAAACCCGUUAUUAAAUGUAACAUCUUGAAAUAGUCUCCGUGGAGAUUGUCUAUCUGAAAACCUUUUACAGCAGAGUGAACUCAGUAAUUCAACCCCCCAGGCUACAUUUCACGUGUUUUCCAGGCAAAGAUUUUUCACCUUGAUUAAAACUGCAAAUCGCACGUAGUUGUAGCGGUCAUGCUCAAAAUCUACAUAUAUAGAGAUUUUAUGAGCAUGCACAUCGAUGCUGGUAAGUUACCAGCAUCGAAGCCUUUGUUUUUUGCUGGAAAAUGUUAACUGUACUAUACCAAUGCGUUGUGUUUCCAAAACGAAUCCGUGGUUCGCACUAGCAAACAAGUCAUGAAGACAUCACCUGUCGCUGGAAUCCAGGUGAGAAAUGGUCUUCCAAAACAUUAAGAGGAUGGGGUUCGUGAGAGUCGGUGUUCGUUUCAAGAUUAAUGUAAGCCGCAUCAUUGCAUGAGCACUACAGUAAUAACCUUGGAAAAGCUUUUAUCUAAUAAAUUACAGCGGUGAGUGGAUUACAAUAACAUAGCUAAGGUAGACUCGUUUGGGUUUUAAGCUAAUCGCUUUCAAACCACAAAAUGUAUAAGACAGAUUUUGCCGAUAGCAAUAUGUAUACAAUGGUUGUGGGGUUAUCGUUGAUAUUCGAGUCACAUGUCUGUUUCAUUAAUGAAUGAAUUAUCUUAAAUUAAUUGGAAACUGCAUCUAACAAUGAACUAAAAAUAGGGAAGCUCGGGCGUCGUGAAGUAGGGGGCGACGGUUAUGCUUGAAUCCCCUGGAUGAAGCUGAAAUAAAAAGGAGAAAAGUUGAAGCGAAAGUAAUGAUUUCCACAUCACCAGUGUUCUUGAAAAACAAAAACAAAAAACAAACCAAAAAAAAAAAAACAAAACAAAACAAACAAUUGACUUUCCACUGUUAGUUGAUUGCAAUUUCUUAGCCAGUUAGUGCUUUUGUUGUUUUACGUAAUCACAUUUGCCACUUAAAAUGUUUGUAAUUUUCUUUAUUGUUCGCCGUGGAGUUAAAAACAAGCUGUGGUCUUUAUUCAGUGCAGUUGGCCACAGGGCGUUGGCUCCGUCUCGUUGUCAUUUACAGUCCCUUUCGUAUUUUGUUGGAGGCCGGUGGCCUUAUUAAAUGUUCACGAAAGCAGA
Molecule: messenger RNA, 3335 nt
Organism: Acanthaster planci (crown-of-thorns starfish)
Lineage: Eukaryota; Metazoa; Echinodermata; Asteroidea; Valvatida; Acanthasteridae
Product: lysosomal proton-coupled steroid conjugate and bile acid symporter SLC46A3-like
Biological process (GO): transmembrane transport
Cellular component (GO): membrane
Molecular function (GO): transmembrane transporter activity
Source: RefSeq, a predicted model, not a curated record